AUGUCAGAUCAAUGCCCCAUCUGUCGCAACAAAUUGUGUCAGGGACCGCCCGACCCGAAAGCAGAAAUCAACGCGAUCUUAAGCCAGUCUCGGGACGCUGCAAGGCAGGGCCGAGAGAAUCAGAGAGAGGAGUUGAGGUUGCAGGAGCAGCGGAGAGAUGCUUUCCGAGAGGCCGUACAUCGCAUUAUGGAUGCGGAGGCGCCUAAUGGGGAGAUGUGGCGGAUUAGUGCACUUGUGAGGCGUUUGCGCGCUGAUCGCUCUGCUGGCCGGUAUGAGUUUGAGUAUGAUGAGGCGCUUGAGAUGCUAGGUACGAUGCACGCUGAACGGACUGGAAUUGUGGUUAUCUCCGGCUUGGUGCUCAAAACCGAUCUGGCUGAAGAUGAUGCGGAGGAGGCUGAGGUCGAAGACCUGGACGAAAGUGCAGAGGAUAUCAGUGAGGAAAGUAGCGACAAGGCAAGCGACAACAGCGAUAUGGACGCUGGAGAGGACAUUGGAGAGGAGAGCGAGGCUGCUGGUGAGGCGAUUCUACCUCAUAUGGAAAGGCAGACUGCCGAGAUGAGCCAGUGA
Molecule: messenger RNA, 567 nt
Organism: Cercospora beticola
Lineage: Eukaryota; Fungi; Ascomycota; Dothideomycetes; Mycosphaerellales; Mycosphaerellaceae
Source: RefSeq, a predicted model, not a curated record